Messenger RNA from Pocillopora verrucosa, 1634 nucleotides. Lineage: Eukaryota; Metazoa; Cnidaria; Anthozoa; Scleractinia; Pocilloporidae. The record is from RefSeq and is a predicted model, not a curated record.
UAUGAAGACAUUUUUGUGGUUAUCACUUGUGGUUGAGAUUUUCCAAAUCUCCUUUACUGAGGCCAUCGAUCGAUGCCAUUCAGUGGAAUACUCUGUUUCUGGAAUGUUCCUCAAGGGCCACACGUUUAAAACGGCAAAGGUUGGGUUGCCAGAGGAAUGCUAUUUUAAAUGUCACGAUGAAUUCACCUGUCAGAGCUACAAUUAUUUUAUUAGUGAGAAAGUUUGCGAACUUAAUAACCGAACAAGAGAAGCAAGACCAGAGGAUUUUCUUCCAGACCGGAGUCGAUUCUACAUUAAACGUCUGAGUGACCGAGUUCCUCUUGGAUCUAGUCAAGAGCUUCCGGCUGAGUCGUGCAGUGAGAUCAAAGCCAGUGAAGGAAAGGAUAUGGCUGAUGGAGAUUUCUGGAUAUACUCAGAUGGAACUGAUCACGUGAUCAAAGCUCGCUGUAAAGGAAACUGGCAGAAGAUGAAUACAGAUCCAGUGUGCUUUGGAGCACGAGACAACCAACAUGGUACAUUUCACGUCCCAAAGAGUGGCCAGAUUAAAGCAAUGAAGCUGAUCCACAGAUCGGGUUCCAUACGCUGUAACCGAGUUGACGAGCCAUCUUACUGGGGCUGCAGAUAUUCACUCUACGGCAACAAUUACUUUAUGACAAUUAUUACAAAUGGAAAUAAAAAAUCAUUAUUUCCACCUUUGGAAAAUUUGAUGGCCUUUAAAUCUGGAAGCAAUCACCAGUGUGGCAGCAAAAAACACUUUUACAAUCCGUUCGGAGUUGGUCAUAAAUCGAAGGAGCUUGAAUUUAGUCACCUAGUUGAUCCCUUAUCUGUUUCACGCAAGGAAGAGCUCCAAAUAUGGUAUGGACAGGAUUGGAUGGAUUGUUCAGAGGGCGAAAAUACAGGCCAAACUUGUAUUGAUGUGUUCGCCUGGUAUGUGUGAGCCUCGUCUGACCCAGAUCUUCUAUGGCCAAGCAGUACAACAUGUCAAUCACACAAUUAGGAUCUAGGCACAUGAUAUAGGUGAACCCGUACUAUUCUUUGGCUUUUCCAACACAUUUAAUUUUGUUAUAAUAAAUGGUUAACUGGAUGGAGGCUUACAGUUUUUAAAGGAAAAAUAUCAAUGAAAUGAGUGAAAUAUUUUGCUGCGAUGUAGAGUAAAUAAUGGCCGUUCAAUUUUUCUUUCACGCCCAUCCUACGAGCUAAUUAGCUCACAUUUCUCUUUUUGUGCAAAUGAAUGUAACGGUGCACCCUGAUAUUAGUUUCACGAAUAUCCGUUCGGUGAAUGGACUAUGAUCGAAGGGCAAUAAGAUUUGUUCUUCCAUGGUUGAGACAUCACACAACAUGAGCUUUGUUUUCGUUUAAAGUUGGAUAUGUUCAAGCCAAAACUAUAACUGAACGUUUGAGCGAGAUCUACAGAGCACUUAGGACCUGUUCCUCGGUAAACAGUCUCUCACACGCCUCUCAGAAGAGCAUUUGAUGCUUUCUUGUUUGUUUGUUUUCUUGCUUUACUUGUUUCAGUUGUAUAUACUGAGCAUUAGAACAAGUAGAAUCGGACCCUGAACUUAAUUUCUAAUUAUGGCAUCUUAAUUUAGAGCUUAGAUGUACAUAAAGGUUUUUCUACAUAGUGUUCUUUUUCA